Molecule: messenger RNA, 2516 nt
Organism: Phyllopteryx taeniolatus (common seadragon)
Lineage: Eukaryota; Metazoa; Chordata; Actinopteri; Syngnathiformes; Syngnathidae
Exons: 2
Coding region: 129-1598 (489 amino acids)
Biological process (GO): regulation of transcription by RNA polymerase II
Molecular function (GO): DNA-binding transcription factor activity; RNA polymerase II cis-regulatory region sequence-specific DNA binding
Source: RefSeq, a predicted model, not a curated record
GCAGACGAAAGCCGCCGGCCUCGGUCCCUCCCGUCGGCGGCCGUCUCUUCCCGGACCCCGCUCGGCGAUCGGCGUCCGGAACGGAGGUCCCGGGGGCGGGGCGCACGGACGGAGCUCCGCCCCUCACCAUGACGGACUUGGAGGCCGAGUGUUUGAGUCUGAGCCUGGCCUCGGAGGGCGGCUCGCCUCCGGCCCCCCUGGACCCGGGCGGCCCCCCCUCGCUGGCCCUCCUCUCGGCGGACGGUCCCGCGCCCACGCUCUGCUCCCUGGCGGCGGAGGUGGCCGAGCCGCUCGUCAUGUUGCCGUGCGUCAAGAGCGAGCCCGAGGACCUGGAGGACCUGGAGCGCCUGGAGGCCGUCCGCACCGUGGACCUGUCCGAGAUCCAGCCGCUGUCCACCGCCGAGCUGGGCCGCGAGCAGAUCAAGAUGGAGAUCAGCGGCCUGGACUACAUCAAGGCGGAGCACCACCUGGACCACCACCUGGACCCCUUCCGGCACGUCGACGACAUGGACUACAAGUCGCACUACGAGACCAGCUGCGUGUUUGACUACAUUUCCCAGGUGAGCGACACGCUGGACUACAUCAAGUCGGACCACCACGUGGACCUGCAGUGUUACUACGCCGCAGAGCUGGGCGAGUCGGACCCGGCGGCGGCGGCGGCGCAUCCGGCGCCUCCGCACAACGCUCUGGAGUCCAUCCACAUGGCCGAGCUGCGCAGCGAGCUCAACAAGCUGCGACCCGACUCGCUGCUGCUGCUGGACGGGAUGGCCAAGCCCGAAAGCGACUUCCCGUACCAGGUGGCGCCGGCCCCGGAGGGCAAGGCGGCGGCGGCGGCGGCGGGCUCGGUCAAGAGCCCGACGGUGAGGAAGCCGCGCAACAUGCAGGGCGAGAAGCCCUUCUCGUGCACGCAGUGCGGCAAAAACUUCAGCACGCUGGGCAACCUGAAGACGCACCAGCGCAUCCACACGGGCGAGCGGCCGUACUCGUGCGCUCAGUGCGGCAAGAGCUUCGGCCAGGCCGGCAACCUCAAACGCCACCAGCUCAUCCACACGGGCCAGAAGCCCUACGUGUGCGCCCACUGCCCCAAAGGCUUCACCAAGGCCGACGACCUGCGCGCCCACCAGCGGUUGCACACGGGCGAGCGGCCCUUCGCCUGCCAGGUCUGCGCCAAGACCUUCGGCCAGGCCAAGGAGCUCAAGGCGCACCGGCUGAGCCACGCCGGCGAGCGGCCCUUCUGCUGCCCGCACUGCGGCAAGAGCUUCGGCAAGGAGGCGGCGUACCGCGACCACCUGCGGGCGCACGACGCCGACGGCGGCCCGGCCAAACCGUUCGCCUGUUCGCACUGCGCCAAGACAUUCGGCAACGCCGCCGUGCUCAAGACCCACGAGAAGAUCCACUCGGGCGAGCGGCCCUUCGGCUGCGCGCAGUGCGGCAAAAGCUUCGGGCGCCUCGGACACCUCAAGGCGCACCAGCACGUGCACACGGGCGAGCGGCCGCACACCUGCGCGCGCUGCGGCAAGACCUUCAGCCAGUCGGGCCACCUCAAGGCGCACCAGCAGAUCCACAAGCGGGAGCGCGCCGACACCGAGGGCCGCUAGACGAGCGGGCAGAAUGCCUGUUUUUUUGCUUUUGUUUUGACACGUAUAGCCGCCUCUUUGUUACCUUUUGGCGCCUUUCCCAUCGUUCUGUCUACGGCUCUUUUCGUGUGUGUGUCGGGGUGUCUGUGAAGGCCAUUAGAGCGUUUAUCCCUUAUCCUUGCUCUCCGGCACCAGGUCCAUGUACUAGUACGUUCUUUGGACGGACAUUGGGCGGGAGGGACCGAGCCCUGCCGCAAAUAGCCACAUUUAGCGAGCAAUCGGCGCCCCCCGAAAAGUUUGUAAUUGUCUGUAGACACCAAACCACAAAUGUCUUAAUCUGUGAUGACCCCCAAAAGGCAUUCGCAUAGUACAUCGAAGUGCUCAUCAACAGGAGGCAAAUGUUUCUAUUCCUACCAAGUACAGCAGAACCUCGGGUUACGGAUUCAAUUUGUUCCGUGACAAACGUUCACAAGCAGAGGUCAUGUUUCACAUUGAAAUGAGAGGAAAAGCAAUGAAUCCGUUCCAGCCCCAGAACGGCCUUAUAUUUACCUUCUUUGGAGCGUUGAGUGCUCAAAAUGAAAUACUGUUCAAUGGAGAACUUUGUACUAGUGGAACGAGGAGCAGGAAAAAAACGCUACUAGUAAGACACAGUCGUUCUACUAGUGUGCUGACUCGUCAUCCCAGUGAGGACAAGGCGCGUACUAGUACACGGGCUUAAGCUGGAUAUCCGUGAAGUGGAACAAACGCUCAAGCCGCUACAAUCGUGCGUGUAGCGUGGUGCUAGCAAACAUUCGCUCGCGUCACGUCGUUACAUGCUAGUCUGUCUACUUUUCUAUAUUUAUACGCAUCUCUCUUUCUCUCUCUCUCUCUCUCUCUAUAUAUAUAUAUAUAUAUAUAUGUGUGUGUAUAUAUAUAUAUAUAUAUAUAUAUGUAUAUGUG